GAACAGGAGCUGCUAACAGGGAGUUUUGCAAGGGAGUUCUCCAGGUGAAGGAGGAGCACAUACAGCAUCUGUGGGGUAGGGGUCCAGGCAGAGACAGAUGCAUCGUGGAGGUGAAUGCCUGGCUGCGAAGAUGGUGUCGCCAGGAGGGCUUUGGCUUCCUCGACCACGGGAUGCUAUUUGAGGAAGGACUGCUAGGAACAGAUGGCGUUCACCUUUCGAAGAGGGGAAAGGCCUUAUUUGCGCACAGACUGGCUAACCUAGUAAGGAGGGCUUUAAACUAGGUUCGACAGGGACAGGUGAGCAAAGCCCACAGGUAAGUGGGGAACAAGACCUGGGAGAUGGGUUGGAAACAGGAGGGAGCACGAGCUAUAAUGGCAGAGAGGAAGGAGGGUCAGGGCAAAGCUGGGAGGCAAGAUCAAACCAGUAUCUUAGAUGCCUUUAUACAAAUGCAAGAAGUAUGGGUAAUAAGCAGGAAGAACUGGAAGUGCUAAUAAAUAAAUACAACUAUGACAUUAUUGGCAUUACUGAAACUUGGUGGGAUAAUACACACGACUGGAAUGUUGGUGUGGAUGGGUAUAGUUUGCUCAGGAAGGAUAGACAGGGGGAAAAGGGAGGAGGUGCUGCCUUAUAUAUUAAAAAUGUACACACUUGGACUGAGGUGGAGAUGGACAUAGGAGACGGAAGGGUGGAGAGUCUCUGGGUUAGGCUAAAAGGGGUAAAAAACACAGGUGAUGUCGUGCUGGGAGUCUACUACAGGCCACCUAAUCAGGCGGAAGAGGUGGAUGAGGCUUUUUUCAAACAGCUAAAAAAAUCAUCCAAAGCCCAAGAUUUGGUGGUGAUGGGGGACUUCAACUAUCCAGAUAUAUGUUGGGAAAAUAACACCGCGGGGCACAGACUCUCCAAUAAGUUCCUGGACUGCAUUGCAGACAACUUUUUAUUUCAGAAAGUUGAAAAAGCUACUAGGGGGGAAGCUGUUCUAGACUUGAUUUUAACAAAUAAGGAGGAACUUGUUGAGAAUUUGAAAGUAGAAGGAAGCUUGGGUGAAAGUGAUCAUGAAAUCAUAGAAUUUGCAAUUCUAAGGAAGGGUAGAAGGGAGUACAGCAGAAUAGAGACAAUGGAUUUCAGGAAGGCGGAUUUUGGUAAGCUCAGAGAGCUGAUAGGCAAGGUCCCAUGGGAAUUAAGACUGAGGGGUUAAACAACUGAGGA
This is a messenger RNA of Gopherus flavomarginatus (Mexican gopher tortoise), 1206 nucleotides long. RefSeq lists its product as uncharacterized. The record is from RefSeq and is a predicted model, not a curated record. The transcript has 2 exons. The coding region runs from base 458 to 1195 and encodes 245 amino acids. NCBI's taxonomy places the organism in Eukaryota, Metazoa, Chordata, Testudines, Testudinidae. Gene Ontology annotation, molecular function: catalytic activity.